AUGGCAGUUGCUGCUGCUGGAGAUGUAGCCCCACCAGCUCGAGAAAUGGCAACUGAGAAUGAGUCCCUACCAACUGAGGCACGAGAGCCAACGAAUUUGAACGAGCCCCAAUCAAUGCAGACACGAGUUCUUGCAAGUGAGAAUGAGUCUCCGCCAAUUCAGGAAAGAGAGCAAGCAAAUCAAAAGGAAUCACCACAAAUGCAGGCACGGGAAGUAGCAAAUCAGAAUGAGUUUCCACAAAUUCAGGCACGGGUGCCAGCAUGUGAGAAUGAGUCUACGCCAAUUCAGGAACGAGAGCAAGCAAAUCAAAAGGAAUCCCCACAAAUGCAGGCACAGGAACUAGCAAAUCAGGACGAGUCUCUACCUAUUAAGGCACGGGAUCUGGCAAAUGAAAAUGAGUCUCUACCAAUGAAGGCAAGGGUGCUAGCAUAUGGGAAUGAGUCCCCAGCAAUUCAGGCACGAGAGCUACCAAAUCAGAAUGAGUCUCCAGCAAUUCAGGCACGGGAGCUGGCAAAUCAGAAUGAGCCCCCAGCAAAUCAGGCACGGGAGCUAGCAAUUGAGAAUGAAUCCCCAUUGGUUCAGGCACGGGUGCUAGUAAAUGAGAAUGAGUCCCCACCAAUUAAGGCACAGGAGCUACCAAAUCAAAACGAGUCUCCUCCAAUCCGAAGAGCAGAGAACCAAGUACCACCUGCGAGACCAGUUCGCCCACAUCGUCAAAUCCCAGUUAACCGAUUCAGGGCUCGUGAAGUCAAAGUCACGAAGAAACUGGCACUGGUUACCAUAGUAUUUGUCAUUUGUUUCCUCCCCUUUCCCAUCUUGAUUAACGUGUCAAACCCGUUUUAUGCUGUUGUUGGAUUUUGUGUUAUUUGGAGCAACUCUGCAAUGAAUCCAAUUAUCUUCGCCUUCAAACACCCCGAUUUCCGAAAAGUGUUUGUAUGUAUCUUAACCGGGUCUUUUAGUAAGAUUCCAUUCCCAUCCCGACAAUUGCGAGCUAUGUUACGAACUCAAUGA
Molecule: messenger RNA, 1011 nt
Organism: Lytechinus variegatus (green sea urchin)
Lineage: Eukaryota; Metazoa; Echinodermata; Echinoidea; Temnopleuroida; Toxopneustidae
Product: D(2) dopamine receptor B-like
Exons: 1
Coding region: 1-1011 (336 amino acids)
Biological process (GO): adenylate cyclase-activating adrenergic receptor signaling pathway
Cellular component (GO): membrane
Molecular function (GO): G protein-coupled receptor activity
Source: RefSeq, a predicted model, not a curated record